GAUGGCGGCGGUACCGGCUCUCCCGGUCUCCCUGUCGGGCAGGUUUAAGGGAUCCUUUGCAUAUUUUACAAUUAAAGACAGACUUCCCCAGAUCCUCACGAGAGUUAUUGAUACUUUGCAUCGACAUAAAAAUGAAUUUUUUGAAGAACAUGGUGAGAAGGGUGUUGAAGCAGAGAAGAGAGCUAUAUCUUUCCUCUCCAAGCUGCGGAAUGAGCUGCAAACAGACAAGCCAGUGACCCCUUUGGAAGAUGAGUUGCCUGAUGCUGGGCUGUGGAACCAAUACCUUGACUACCAACGAAAUUUACCAAAUGGAAAUGGAGAACCAAGUUGGUUUCAGUCCCCUUGGCUGUAUGUAGAAUGUUACAUGUAUCGAAGAAUCCAUGCAGCAUUAGCACAAAACCCACCUAUUGACAACUUUGACGUAUUUAAGGAAGGAAAGGCUCAAAAUUUCUUUGAAUCCCAAGAAGCUAUUAUUGCCUUAUGCACUUACUUUCAGGAACUUCUUAAGAACAUCAAGGAUCUAGAUGAAAAGCAACUUCAGGAGGAACUUCUUAAGCUAUUGCAGGUGUCAUUGUGGGGCAAUAAGUGUGACCUUUCUUUUUCAGCUGGUAAAGACAGUUCUCAGAAAUCUAGUCCCUUGCGAUCCCUGGAAAACAUGAUACCUUACAUCUUAGUGAAUGAUAUGGAAAAAGUUUGCUCACUACUUGUAAAUGCCAAAAAAAAUAGAACAGAAAGAAGUAAUGUUAGAGUUGACAUAAUCCUGGAUAAUGCUGGAUUUGAACUUGUAAGUGAUCUUGUGUUGGCUGAUUUCUUGUUAUCGUCAAAGCUAGCUGAUGAAGUCUAUUUUCAUGGAAAAAGUAUUCCAUGGUAUGUAUCAGAUACCACAAAGCAUGAUUUUAACUGGACUAUUAAACAGCUGGGGUCAGCUAAUCAUAUGUGGAUGUCUAGAUGUGGGAUAAACUGGGAGGGGAAUUUGAAAAAGGGAGUUUGGGUUUUCUGUGACCACAUGUUUUGGACUUUACCACAUGAUUUUUCCAGUAUGAGUGAAGUUGCUCCUGACUUGUAUGCUGAGCUACAGAAGUCAAACUUGCUUCUUUUCAAAGGUGAUCUAAACUAUAGAAAAUUGACAGGAGAUAGAAAAUGGGAGUGCAGUGUCCCAUUUCAUCAAGCCUUGAAUAAGUUUCAUCCUGCGCCUCUCUGUAGUUUGAGAACCCUGAAAUCUGACACUCAGGUUGGCCUGAAACCUGGACAAGGUGAGCAAAUUCAGGCUUCUGAACCUGAGUGGAUGGAAUCUCAUGAUCGCGUUCUUUUGGAAAUUCCCAUCACUAGAGAGCAGAUGAAUCACUACCGAGCUGCAGCCGAAACUGCUCAAAGUGAACUUGCAGCACUUUCAGUGAAGUAUGACUGUGCCCAGUCAGAGCUUCUUAAACUGAGGUCGAGCAUGAUCUCUAAAGAAGCUUCUUUUCAAGAGCUGAAGGCUGAAGCUGAAAGCUAUAAGGAAAGCAGUGCUAGACUGAUGUCUCGCCUCCUGUCUUUGCAAACACGGAUCCAGGAGAUGGAAGAAAAGCUGUGUGUGCUGGCUGCUUCUAAAAGCCAGGCUGAGCUGACAGCUCAGGCAGCAUAUAAGGAGAAUUUGGAGCUGAAGGAGGAGCUUCAUGAGAAAAGUGCCAAACUUAAUAAACAUUUGAAUGAGUGUGAAGAAACCGUGACUCAGGCUUCCAAACUCAGCAAAAGCUAUGAAGAGCUCCUUGCACAUCUUUCUGGAUUCUUGGACAUAGACAUCAGAGAAAAAGAGAAACCACAGGAACAUUUAACAUCAAAGGUCUCUGAAAUCUGUAAAGAAAAUGUGACUCUAAAAGACCAGGUUGCUGCUCUUCAAGAAGCUGUGAAUGUCCAUGAGAUGGAGUCUAAAGCUAACAGAGAAACUAUCAUGAGACUAGUUUCAGAAGUGGCCAAGGAGCAGGAAAAGGCAGCAGGAUACUACCAAGACAUGGAAAAGCUUAGUAAGGAUCUUGACAGUGCUAUAAUAAAGAGACAGACUUUAGAGAUGGAGAUCAGAAACCUCCAAGAGAAACUGACUGUUAACCAGAAAGCUUUGGACACCUCAAAGCAGGAACUGCACAAUCUGAAGAAAUCUUCCUGGGAGUUAGAUGCAAGCUUGAAGAGUAGCAGAGAAGAGGCCAGGACUGCCCAGAACUCUUCAGAGGCUUUUAAAGAAGAAAUUGCUACCCUGCUCAGCUGUGGAUCUGCAAUAGUUAAACCUUCUGAGAAGGCCAUUUUGGAGAGGAUCCAAGAAAUAAAUUGCAAAGAGGAGAAUAAAGAAAAAAUGGUGCCUCAGCUUGAAACACAAUUAGCUAAAUUGACUAAAGCUUUGGAAGAUCAGACCAGAUUGUACCACGAAGCCCUGGAGAGGAGCAGGAAAGCUGAAAAAUGUUCUGAGAAUGUCCACGAUCAACUGAAGCACUUGGAAGAGGAAUUAUUAGCUGGAGACCUGAUGCAAGAUGUUUUGAAGCUUGAGAAACAAAAAUAUCUGAAAUUUCUGGAACAACUUAACGAGAAGAUGAAGCUGGAUAGUGUGGCAGUGGAGGUUGGAUUUGAUAUGACUAUGGAUGUGAUUCUGGCCCGGGUAGAGCAGUUGGUGAAACUGGAAGGUGAUGCGGUGGUUGAGAACAAGACUGUGGCAUACAGCCUCAGAAGGAAGUUGAAGGCUCAGAAAGAAAAACUUGAGAGCAAAGAGCUGCAUGUGAACCUUCUGCGGCAGAAAAUAACUCAGCUGGAAGAAGAGAAACAAGCAAGGGUUGCCUUAGCUGUGGAAAGAGAUGAGGCCAAUCUCACUGUCAAAAAGUUACGUAAGAUGAUAGAGAGGCUACAGAAGCAGCUUGAUCUGGCAAGGGAAAUAAAUACUGAUCUCAAAGCCAAGCUGUCUGAAACCAGUGAACUUAAGAUCAAAACUUUGGAGCAGGACAGAACAAUAGAGGAACUCAGCAAGUCUCAAGGCAAACUGGAAAGAAUGAAAGAAAAAGCUGAGAAACAACUUAGAUCUGCCAAAUCAGAACUUCUUUUAAAGGAGCGUAAAGCUACUGAAGAUAAAGAACAAAACAAAAAUAUGUUAGAAGCAGUUACCAGUGAAAUGAAGGUGCUUAAAACAAACCUUGCAGAACUAGCAAAAAGAGAGCGACAGCUGGCAGAUUUCCGAGAGGUGGUCUCAAGGAUGCUGGGCCUCGACAUUGCCAGCCUGGCUCUUCCUGACUAUGAAAUCAUUACACGCCUUGAGGGGCUGAUUCACUGCCAUCAGCACCACUUCUUCCCCUGUGUCUGCCUCAAAGACAUGGCAAGGACCCCAGAGGACCAGCAAAGAAACAUCCAGCCUCUUCACUGA
Messenger RNA from Cinclus cinclus, 3379 nucleotides. Its product is annotated as coiled-coil domain-containing protein 170-like. Lineage: Eukaryota; Metazoa; Chordata; Aves; Passeriformes; Cinclidae. Bases 2 to 3379 code for a protein of 1125 amino acids. The record is from RefSeq and is a predicted model, not a curated record. The transcript has 15 exons.